AUGUCGCAGCCUUGUGGGCAUGUCAUAGAUUUGGAUGCGCUGAACGACGACGAUGCUUCUGACGUGGAUGUGUCUCAGCGCAGUGUCAUGGACGUGGACGAAAUGGACUUGGAGGAGCCAGACAUCCCACAGCAUGUGGGCCCUGGGCCAGACACCCUGCCAGGUAUCAUGCAGGCUUUUCGCUGGCCGUACCUCGCAGCUCAAGCGCUGGGCCGGCAUAUGCUGCCUGCCCAACUGCAACGGUCGUGUUUGACCAGAACCUGGAAAGUGUCGACCCAUUUCUCUGGUCUGGGUUCUGCUGAGCUGGCGUUGCAGCUGCUGGAGCACGCUGCUGCUGGUCUUACUGGUGGUGUGGGUCCACAGUUUAACCUUGUCUCAGCUUGCGAGAAACAACCAAGUCGCCAGAGGGUGCUUCGAACGCGGCUGCCCCAGGAUUGCCACAUAUUCGACGACAUCAUGGAGAGAUUUCGGGACUUGCCGGAACUUUCCGAGACAGUGGACUGGAGGGGCAUCUGGAGCAGAAUGCCAGACGUUUUUCUCGGUCAGGGUAUCGCUGAAGACAUGGAUAUUUCUGGAUCGCCCUGCCAAGUGUGGUCGUCCAUGGGCUCACGUGGGGAAGACAACCGAAUAGUGUUGUUCCUCGCGUGGGCUUUCCUAAUUCGGACGGGUGAAUGCAAGAGUGUCAUCCACGAGAACAUGUCUCGGUUCGAUGAGGGCAUCCUGUUAGAGUUACUGUCGGACACGUUUGAGGUGGUGACUUUGGAAGUACAUCCUUGGCAUUGCGGUUUCAGGAUCAUAGCCAGACCAAGAAAGUACUCUGUGCUCUUUCGCCGGCGCAAAAUUGAAGUAGUGUCAGACGUCCGUGAGGUGUACAGUCGGCUUUCGCAAUCCUUGGCGGACUGGCAGAAGCAGCCGGAUCUUGAAGAAUUCUUGUUGACUUCAGAGCAGGGCCUGUUGCAAGAGGAGAACCAGGCCAGGGCCAGCAAGAAGUUGACAGACAAGCAACGUGGCUAUUUGCAAAAGUACCAGGAGCAAGGCGCUGUGCGUCAGACCAGGAAUGUCGUCUAUGACCUGAGCCAGAGCCCAGAGAAGAGGCCAAUACAGACUUCGCAGCAGACAGGACGUUUGCCAUGUAUGAGAAGUGGUUCCCUCUUGUGGAUGCCAGACCGGAGGAGAUGGCUUGUAGAUGCGGAGCUGGCCGCUUUGAUGGGAUUUCCAAGCAGCGAGCCUCUGAAGAACUUGUACGGGGUGCCAGACAUCUUUUGCCCAGCCCGGUCUCAGGUAGGCACUGCCAUGCAUGUGGGAUGUGUUGGGCUGGUCGCACUUGUCGCUCUCGCGUGUGCACGAGACCGGUCGUAG
Symbiodinium natans is the source of this 1359-nucleotide messenger RNA. The record is from the annotation of a GenBank genome assembly. Lineage: Eukaryota; Dinophyceae; Suessiales; Symbiodiniaceae.